AUGGGUGAGCCUGAUCCAACCCCAUCAGCUGAACCGGCACCGGCACAGGCCUCGGCCUCAACAUCAAGCCUUCCAGUAGUGGGAUCGGACAUUUCUGUAUCCGAGUCUGACACUCACAUUGGGGACAAGUACGAGGUUCCGACCUACGAACCGCAUUCAUCUGUCACGACCUUGAAGGAACGCAUACGACAUCACUACGAGCUCGCCUCGGACUAUUACUAUUCACUCUGGGGCCAACACAUCCAUCACGCCUACUUCCUCUCGCCCACAGACACCAAGGAAACAGGCCAGACCAAUCUGAUCAACCUGCUCCUCGACAUCUCCAGCCUCGCACCCGGCUCCACAGUGCUCGACGUCGGCUGCGGCAUUGGCGGCACAACGCGCCAUUUGGCCGUUGAACACGGAUGCACCGUCACCGGAAUCACGAUCAGCGGACGACAAGUGCAGAUCGCCCAGCGGCUGACUAGAGAAGAAGUGGCCAGACUGGGUACCUCCACCGCCAGCAAUGCAACUCAAGACGAACACACUACUACCAGCACUGACACUGACACCGAUGGCUUCACCCCGAUCGGCCAUCGCGGCGGUAAAGUCAAAUACAUCGAACUCGACGCCGAAAAGAUGGAAUCUGCAUUCCCGCCGUCCAGCUUCGACUGUGUCUGGAUUUCCGAGGCGUUGAGCCAUUUCCCUGAUAAACUGCUGUUCUUCCGUAACGCGGCUCGAGUGUUGCGAGGAGGAGACGACAAGGCUGACACCAGCUCCAAUAAACCAUCCAGCAAACUCGUCAUAGCCGACUGGUUUCGCGCCGAACAGCUAACAGACCAACAAGUCGAGACUGACAUCAAGCCGAUCGAGGAUGGGAUGCUGUUACCCCCGCUGUGCACGCAGGCUGAAUACGUGGCGAUGGCUGAGGCGGCUGGGUUGAAGGCGAUACAUCCUCCGAAAGAUAUCAGUCAAGAGGUUGCUAAGACUUGGGAUAUUUCCUGGACCCUAAUCUCCUCCCCUUCACUAUGGGCAUUCGCCAUCUCUCAAGGCCGCGACGGUCUCGCCUUCUUACAAGCCUUCCGCGCCAUGCGGAGAGGAUAUGCGAACGGGACGUUCCGAUAUGCAGUCAUGGCGUUUGAGAAGAAAUAG
This is a messenger RNA of Capronia coronata CBS 617.96, 1131 nucleotides long. RefSeq lists its product as uncharacterized. Lineage: Eukaryota; Fungi; Ascomycota; Eurotiomycetes; Chaetothyriales; Herpotrichiellaceae. The transcript has 3 exons. Gene Ontology annotation, biological process: methylation. Bases 1 to 1131 code for a protein of 376 amino acids. The record is from RefSeq and is a predicted model, not a curated record. Gene Ontology annotation, molecular function: S-adenosylmethionine-dependent methyltransferase activity.